CUCUGACAGGGACCUGUGGCAUUUGGGUGUGUGCGCUCGGUAGCUGUAGCAGUUAGCGGUGUCUGAUCCCGUUGCCUGGCCAGCAUCCCAGGACAUAAGUAGAGAAAGCCGGAGCAAAGGGGAGGGGAAGAAAAAGCCAAGUAGACUCAAAGCAAAAGAGAAAGAAAGAGAAGGAUCAGGUAAAGAAGAAGAGAAGGGUCUGGACUCGGGCAACUGGGGCAGCGCGAACCGUUCUGUUUUUAGCGUUUGUGCUUGCGUGACUUCUUGCACUUGCUGAGGCGUUGACAGCCAUGGCGGAUUCGAGCGCGCAGCUGGACCGGGUGCCCCUCACGGAGGCGUCGGACGACGACGACGAGGUCGCGCUGGCGGCCCCGGGGCCGGCGGGCCGGCGCGGGGAAGAGGAGGACGAGGACGAGGCGGCGGACGGGCCGAAGAGCGAGGCCCAGAUGAACGGGGUGAUGGUGCUGGCCCUGCUGGACAAGAUCAUCGGCGUGGUGGACCAGAUCCAGCAGACCCAGAACGGGCUGGAGGCGCGGCAGGACGACAUGGAGCGUUCGGUGAGCGGCAUCCACAGCGACCUGACCAAGCUGACCAAGAACUACGGCUCCACCGCCAGCUCCGUCAACAAGAUGCUGGACAAGGUCCGCAAGGUCAGCGUCAACAUCAAGACCGUGCGCUCGGACCUGGAGAAGCAGGCGGGCCAGAUCAAACAGCUGGAGAACAACGAGCACGAGCUCCUGAAGAGACGCAACUUCAAAGUCUUGAUCUACCCGGAAGCAGGGAAACUAGCGAAAGCGGACGUUCCAGCGGUGGAGGGGGAGGCCGUGCUGACGGAGGGCGCUGCGGAGCAGGUGGGGGACGAGGCGCGCAUGGUUCCUUCCUCCGACGAGGAGGUGGAGAUCGAGGAGAUCAUCGAGGAGUCACGGGCGGAGCGGAUCAAGCGCACCGGCCGGCAGCAGAUAGACAACAUCAAGAAGGCCUUCUCCAAGGAGAAGAUGGAGAGGACCCGGCAGAAGACGAGGGAGAACCUGGCAAAAACCAGGCAGAGAACACGAGAGAACAUGGCGAAGACCCGGCUGAAGACCAAGGAGAACAUGGAGAAGACCCGGCAGAACCUGGGGAAGACCAUGGAGCAGCUCGGCAACCGCAUAACUAUCAAGCCCGAAAGGAAGGAGAAGCCGGAGUCCACAUCCAAAAAGAAGGCCAAGAAGGCCAAGAAACCGUCCGACCCCAAUGUCUACAAGGUGCCGCCCUUCACCUUCCACGUGAAGAAGUAUCCGGAGGAGGUGGCGGAGGAGGCGGAGCUUGAAACUGAGGAGGGGGAAGAGGAGGAGGUGGAGGUGGUGCAGGAGACGGUCGAUUUGAUGCCCGUGGAGGAGGCUCUGGAGGAGGCUCUGGUGGAGGUGACGGAGGAACUCACCGGACCGGAGAAGACCCUGCUGAAGGUGGCCGAGGACUCGGAGCUGGUGCUGGUGGAACUCAACCACAAGAAGGACGGGAAAUAACGAGGGGCACAGGAGCAGAACGAGUGCUAGAGGAGGAGGAGGAUGAAGGAGGCGAACAAGCAAAUGAUGGAAGGAUAGAAGAGGAGAAGCAAGAAAGCUGGAAGAAGAAGGAGGGAACGUAAAAGCAGAAGAUAAGCAACCUGCGCUGGUGUGGAAAAAAGGACAUGUGUUGGCUUGAGUGAGCGACAGUUAUCAUCCAUAUCUUUAGAGAGUAUUUUUUCGUGUUUUGUCCCCUCUGAUUAUUAGCAUUGUAACCGUUGAAAUUGUUUUACAUCCUUCACUCAGUCCCAGAGCUGAGAGGGUAAAACAUAUAUCUUCUUUAUUGUCCGUUUUGUAUGGUUUUCUUUUGUUUUUAAGUUUACUUUAUGACUGACUGAUGCUUAUGGUGUUCACUUAGGGUUUUUCAAGGCAGUAUUAAAUGUAUUUUCUAGUCUGAAUGUAAGGAAUUCAGCAGGCAGUCAGAGCAACAGUUACUGAUACAUAUUCUAUGAUGCUGAGGUCACACACAAGUUUAAGGUCAUGUGAUAUGUUUGUCGAGUAAUGCCUGGAUUAAUAAACAUGGGAAAAUUAACAGAAGGUUUGAAUUGAGAAUGAAGAGGGUUUUCAACAUACUACGCAACACAUACUACAUUUUAUUGACAUAUGAUUUUACAAGCUUAUAUAAAUUAAGACAAUCCAUAAAACAAAGGCAAUAUGUUUGGUUGCUGUUCAAACAAGGAAAACACACAGAAAAAUACCACCCAAAAAUAUUAGGACAACCAUAAGUAAUUUAAAAAUGAAUGUAGCCUAAUUUCAAAUCUAUGACCUUCCAGUAUUGCCAGUAAUCAGCAGACCUGGGUCAAAUAUGUAAUUGUUUUGGAUUCAAAUACUUUUCUUUGUUGAGCUUUGUUGGAUUAUUGAAAUACUCUCAAAAAGUGCAAACCCCUCCUUCUGGUCCUCUUAGUUGGUGAGCACAGAGAGGAAUUUUAAUCCAAAACAUCCAGUGCUUUCAUGUAGCUCAUUCAGAUAUUCAAAUAGACAAGAACAAAACAAGACAAGAACAGACUCCAAGCGGGAACAGGGCCAGAAUGAAGAAUCAAUGACAUCAUGAAGGAAUCCAGACAGGAUACUUUCCAAAGUGUGAUGCAAUCUGUAGAAUUUGUCAGAAUGGAUCUAGUCUGAUCUGUAAACCUCAGGUACGUGAUGCUAGAUAUGAUGUGAUGAAAAUGUGAAGAUCUGAAAGAAAGAAAGAAGUGUAUACAUUUGUUGAGAGCUUUGCGAAAGUACUGCACAUGUCUCCUUGUGAAUGAUAAACUGAAUGAUUUGUAAUAAGUGGGUUUUGGUUAUCAGUGUAUGCCUGUUGUGAUUUUCCCCACAUCACAGUUGUUGAGGACAUUUAUGCUCAUUUUCACAUUUUUCUCUGUAAAUAUGUCUGCAUGCUGAGAGUUUCAUUAGAACUUAUGUAAAUAUGUUUCUAGACACACAUUCAAUAUGAACACCUGCGGUUCGGCAAGAGCUGACAUGAAGCUGAUGAUUGCAUAGCUGUACAACUUAAAAUGAUCACCGGUUUUAACUGGAUGUUUUCCACCCACUGCAGAUGUAAAGACCUGCACAGUACAUUUUAGAACUUCAUUUUAGAAAGUUUUGCAUGAAACUUCCUGAAAUGUUAUAACUACUGCAAUUUCCUUUUUUUUUGUAUCUGGUCUAUUGCAAGCGCUUCAUAGGUAAAGAUUGUCCUGCCUGGACCUGAUAGGAAUUCUCUGGACUGGAUUUGAACCUGUCCAAUCAAUGGUGCUUUCUGAGGAGUUCUCUCAGGCCUUUUCAUUAGAUGAUGAGGUCGAGAGGUCGAUCGAGGUAUACGUACAGGGCGAGAGGCUGAAUUUGAUAGGGGCACGAUAUUCCCACAGGGAAACCCGCAGACGGAUGAAGCACACGGGACCUCCCUCCCAUGAACCUUGCAGGGUCUUUCUGUGGGAAUUGUGCAGGAAUUGCGCGGGAAUUGUGCUGGAAUUCUGUGGGAAUUCUGCGGGACAGUCGACAGAUUGAAAUCAGACCUGUGUCACAGACGUAAUUGUUUCGGCUUCAAACAAUCUUGGAUUCAUACACUUUUCUACACUGGUCUUGUCUGGUUUAUUGAAACCUAUAAAAUAAGUGCAAACCCCGCCUUCUUGUCCACUUGGUUGGCUUAAUUGCACCAGGCAAAACUAAACGAGCACAGACAAGUAUUUGAAUCCAAAACAAUGACGUAUUUGACCCAGGUCUGGCCAAAAUCUUAUUAAGGAGAGUGCUUUCUUUCAGAUAAAAUGGAGGGGGGUUGUGGGGGGAUAGUCACUGGAAAUGCAGGGGAGCUCCAGAGGGGAUCUGCGAGUGCGGCACUGUGUCGAUGCCCCUGAAAAGAAAGAGGUCUUUUCAAGAAGUCAUGAAGUCGGCAGCACAAUUAUAAUCAGUCAAAUGAACACUUCAGGUUUUUCUUUUUAGUUUUAUGUUCUACAUUAAGUGUGCAUGCAAAUGACUGACAAGUCAUUCAGUUGAAAAACACAGGCAGAAUACAUAAAAAUAAAAAAACAGGCAGUCACAUUUUGACAGCUAUUUAUUCUGUCGUCCCCUUUUCUAACUUGCUUCAACUUCAAAGGACAAUUUUCUUUCUACCUGGAACUCAAAUCUGGUUAGAAAUUGUAAUACCAAAUUGGCCGAUGUUUGCCUGAAAUCUUUUUUUUGACUGUGUGGAUUGUUUAGAUUACACUACCGUUCUGAGACCCAUCAUAAAAAAGUACUUGCAUUUUCUGGAUGUAAUACAUUUUUUAAUGUUCUUUUAGUGUAUGUUUCAUCACAGUAGAAUAUAUGUUUUUGAGAAUAAGAUCACCAGAGACUAAUGUCCCCUAUGGGGGACAGAAGUGAAUUGGUUAAGGUCAAUGUUACUGAGGAUGACUCUUCUUUAGUUCUGUGGCUGUGUAGUAUAGUUAUAGACAGCUAUAAUGUACCCCUUAAAACCUUGAAGCUUGUUUUAAGGGUUUAGAGGUGGGUUCCUGCAAAGGGCGGAAGUUAAGAUCCUCUGUCAAUUCUUGGUGGAGUGCUCCUUGCAAAACAGGCUUGAUUAUAUUUACAAUGUUUAUGUGUUAUUCUGAACAACCAAUACUGGAGACGCUUAGCAGCACAAAUGCAUUUUUUCUUUCUGAUCAUGGAGUUUUAGAAGUGUAACUAUGCUUAAAUUGCCACGCUUAUAUCGACCACAUUGUUUCAGAUUCUGUCUCUCCGUUUUUUUCACAUAUCUGCAAGUAUUUCAAUAAAAGAAACCUGAUCCA
Molecule: messenger RNA, 4786 nt
Organism: Conger conger (European conger)
Lineage: Eukaryota; Metazoa; Chordata; Actinopteri; Anguilliformes; Congridae
Product: caveolae-associated protein 1-like
Exons: 2
Coding region: 291-1505 (404 amino acids)
Biological process (GO): termination of RNA polymerase I transcription; transcription initiation at RNA polymerase I promoter
Cellular component (GO): cytoplasm; caveola
Molecular function (GO): rRNA primary transcript binding
Source: RefSeq, a predicted model, not a curated record